Microtus ochrogaster (prairie vole) is the source of this 1860-nucleotide messenger RNA. It is a transcript of the gene Bloc1s3, whose product is annotated as biogenesis of lysosomal organelles complex 1 subunit 3. The record is from RefSeq and is a predicted model, not a curated record. NCBI's taxonomy places the organism in Eukaryota, Metazoa, Chordata, Mammalia, Rodentia, Cricetidae. Gene Ontology annotation, cellular component: BLOC-1 complex.
UUUCCCAGUUUAAAAAAAAAAUUCAAGUGUCCUACAGAAUUUUCCAAAAUAUUAAAAAAUACGACACGAAAACGACUUGUCUAUCCGCUUUCCUAUUGGCCGGAGCUUGACUCAUGUGACUCCACACGGAAAAACCGCCUCACUUCCGCCAGGCGGCGAAUCCCUCGGGUUCGGAGCUUCCAAGACCUGGUAUGGCCGUCUGGGACUGUGGUGUCGGUGUCUCCCGUGAGCGUCCCCCCCCUCCGCGCCAUGGCAUCGUCCCAGGGUCGGCGGCGGAGGCCAGGGACGGUGGUACCCGGGGAAGCGGCUGAGACCGACUCGGAGCUGUCUGCGUCCUCGUCGGAGGAGGAGGAGCUAUACCUGGGUCCCUCGGGCCCGACGCGCGGCCGCCCCACGGGGCUCCGCGUGGUCGGAGAGGCAGCGGAGACCGACUCGGAACCGGAGCCUGAGCCCACGGAGGCGCCAGGAGACCUACCCCCACUCGUGGUGCAGCGCGAGGCGGAGGAGACCUGGGGCACGGAAGAGACCCCGGCCGUGGCGCCUGCGCGCUCUCUCCUGCAGCUCCGGCUGGCGGAUAGCCAGACGCGUCUGAACCACGACGUGGCGGCCGCGGUGAGCGGCGUGUACCGCCGUGCGGGCCGGGAUGUGGCCGCUCUGGCCGGGAGGCUGGCAGCUGCUCAGGCCACGGGAUUGGCGGCCGCCCACAGCGUGCGCCUGGCUCGCGGGGACCUCUGUGCGCUUGCCGAGCGCCUGGACAUCGUAGCUGGCUGUCGCCUGCUGCCGGACAUACGAGGGGUACCAGGCAUCGAGCCCGAACAAGACCCAGGACCGAGAGCUUAGGCUGACUCACUGUUAUCCCCCUCCCGCACACACACCUGACUGUCUGUCCUUGAUCCCGGAUCACUGCGGUCCUCAAUGCCUCAUAGCCGUUGGUUUAUGCCAACAGGAGCCAAGUCCUGGCAUCUUCAUUGAUUUGUCCCGAUUUUAUUUAUUCUUAGCACAAUUCUGGGAUCCCCACCCCCAAAACUGGGUCCAGGUUUUGUGGACAUCAACUCUGGUGUAUUUUCUAAAUCAAGCUUUACUCAUGGGCUUUGAUUUCUUUUGUGUUACUUCCCUGGGUCCAGGCUUGCGGGGAACGGGCUCCCUCUAGUUUACAUGCCCAAAUGGUGGCCACUCCUGACCCAAGGAGACCUUUCUACACACCCCACAGACCCCUGCAGGACCCAAGCUGGGCCUAGGUAGUAACCCUUACCCCUCUUCUGACACCCAUCAGGCCCUUUGGUCUGGCGCAGCGCCCCCAGGUGUUUUGACUGCUAUAUGACAUGACUCCAUACAGUAAAAACCUACCACUCACUGUGUUGGUUUCUGGAUGCUAAAGGGACAUGGGUUGCUAACCUCGCUGGGCACUGAAGACAACAGUUUCGUUUUUCUUCUUUGGGUCCUGACUUUACUCUCUUCGCUCUAUUUACUUUCCUUCCCUUUGUCUUAUUGCCUGGUCCUCCUAAGAUGGGGAGGUGGGAGAGAAAUUCUCUGACUGACACGGCAUUUCCCCAUGAAGUCACUUCCACUGUCUCCCUUUUGACCAAAGGUGAGUGGGAUGGUGAUUUCUCCAGAGAAGGGUCUCAGAGGCACCUGCCUGGCCUGUUUAAGGUGAAGCCGGGGCCUGGAGAGCUCUUGGAGCAGACCUCGGUGGCAGCUCACAGCCAGUUGCAGCUUUUGCUUCAGUUUAUCCAAGCUGCCUUCCCACCUACACUCGGUGCACACGCGCACACACAUACAUACACAAAGAAAAACCUCACGGUAAAGCUCUUAGAAGAUCAGAGCCAGGAAUGGAGAGAUGGCUCAGUGGUUGAGAACACU